Oryctolagus cuniculus (rabbit) is the source of this 20984-nucleotide messenger RNA. RefSeq names its product zinc finger protein 462 (gene ZNF462). Gene Ontology annotation, biological process: positive regulation of transcription by RNA polymerase II. Lineage: Eukaryota; Metazoa; Chordata; Mammalia; Lagomorpha; Leporidae. The record is from RefSeq and is a predicted model, not a curated record. Gene Ontology annotation, cellular component: nucleus.
AUGCAAGCAUUAUAAAUUAUUUGAUCUUAGUUCUCCAUGUACGUGGAUUUGGUGUUCCCAUCCUCUGCUUAUCUCUAACUUGCCUGUUGUCGAGAUCAGGAUUUUCAACCUGCUCUUGAUUGGAUGUACUAUACAUCACUUAGUAGAUUGUGCAAAAGAGUUGCUCAUGUGUUGUACUCUGUGAGUAUCCCUUUCCUAAAAUGCUUUUCUCACACUUUUAUACAUGAUUGGAAAUGAAUACUUGGAUCUUAUUCCCUGUUUCUCAGCCCCUGAUAAACACUGCUUCACGUUUUCUGUCAUUGUGUGUUACUGUGAGUUAGAAGCAUCUUUCUCCCCUUAAUUAAUUUUAAGUGUCUUAAUGUUAAUAGAAUCUGACUUCACCAAGAUGUCUCAAUUUGGAUGAUUCUGUAUCUUUCCCGGGACAUUGGAUAUUCCUUUAUUCCAACAAUUUUCUAUCAUAAAUUUCAGCAUAUUUCGUUUUGGCUUUGUUUUGUUUUGUUGUGCUUCUAGAAUGCCUUUUAUCUGUAUGUUGGAUCUCUGUUUUCAAACUUUCUCAUCUGUCAUCUUCUCCACUUGCUUUCAUCUACUUGUCCUUUUCCUCUGCAUUUUGUGCAGUUUUUUGAAAACUGCUUUCCACAUCAUCCACUUUGCUCUUGCUUUGUGGGUACCACCUCUCAUAACUUUAAUAUAUUUACUGGUUCUGCAGUGAUUUUGUUUUUGUCUUCAGUUGCUUUCUUCAAUUGCCAGCUUCCCUUUCAUCUCAUCCUGAUGUCCUAUCAUUGCAUCUUUGAUCUCUUCUGUCAUAGAAUCUCUGCUAAUUGUUGAAUAUGAUUUCCUUCUGUGUCAUGUUCCUUCUGAAUAGAUUGUAGAUUGGUUUUUCCAUGAUAUUUCUGUCCCCUUUUCUCUCCUCUCAGUCCAUUUUUGUUUUCUAAGUUUCGUCUCUUAGAUUCAGAUGUAGCUAUCAGAACUUUCUCUCAGCCUUCAGAUAAUACGGGUCCUAUAUCUAAAUCUCCGCCUCGAUCCCUGUGUAAUUUGGCUUCCAGAACCAGAGUUUGAGUCCCAGUGCUUUGUCUUUCUUCUGCAGUCAGUCCUUCAUCGAUUUAAAAGGACCCUGGUUGUGUUCCUGGGCAGGAUUCAGUUGAUGACUUUUAUCUUUAAACUCUCCAAUGCUGAGUUUUAAGUCCCUCUUUUGAUUUGAGGACCCUAUAUGUCUGUUGAUUAGGUGUAGCCAAAGCCUUUUCUAGUUCUGUUUAUAUUUUUCCUCCAGCCAAGCCUUGUUUGCAGUUUAAAAUAAUUAGUCACUAUUUUUUUCUUGAUCUCUUGGUGAGUUUAAAGCAUACAUAUUAUUUUGAGAGAUUUGUGUCUUUAGAUGUUGGUUCUGACUGAGUGUUUGGCUGUGCACUUUAGCUUUAGUGCAACAGUCAAAUGACUUAUCCAAGUUUGGAGAUAUUCUCUAUUAAGAUUUUGUCAUGAAAGUUUCCUGUCAUAGAGCAGUCUAGAAUCUUGUGGAUUUAACCAACUCAGUAUUUACUAGAUAAAAUUCUAUGAUUCUUUCCUCUGUGGAUUGCCAUGUCUUGCUUUGGAAUAUCAAGGACACCAGUCAUGACUGGUUCUGAAAUUAUUAAGGGAAAUGAGUAUCAGUAUUAGCGUUGCAUUGGCCAUAAUAUUCAUUCUUUCAAGGACAAUAAUUUUCUUUUAUGAGUGUAUUCUCAAUUGCUUUUGAUGCUGGAUGUGCAACUUGGUAUUUUCCCCUUAAUUGCUAUAUAAGAAGAUAAAUAUUUGCAAACAUUAAUCUUCCAUGCUCUUUAAGGACUGUAUAGCUAUAUUGUAUUCAUCCAAUCCACAGCACUUAAAAGUAGGCUUCCAGACGAAGGGGUUACUCCUGGUCUAACUGGUGGUCUCAGAGACAUACAUACAGGAAGGAAAGGAAUAAUCAUACAGGAAGGAAAAUUGAGCUUGGUUUUAAAACUUGAGCAGGAAUCAGAACUAGCCUCCAGGCUGUUAAACCUGGUUGUUAGUUGUUAGGCCUCCCCAAUAGAGUUUGUCAUUCAGGUUUGAAAUGGAACCUGAAAAUUUGCAUUUCUAACAAGUUCUUAGGGGUUGCUGGUACUGCUGCCUUGGGGACCAGAAAUUGGGAACCAUUGUCUUAAAAGAUGACAAUUAUUGGGGCCUUUAAAAUGUGGAAAGAAAUAUUCUACAUGAAGGAAAAAAUGGAACCAAACCGAGAGACCUUAACAGUCUCCUGUUUGCUAAGCUCUUCAGAAUGAUGGUGGACCCUUUAUGGGAAAAUAUUUAAAAUGCUAAAGUUGAUUCCCAGGCAUUCUGAUAAAUUUUAGCUUUUUUAUAUCCAGCAAAUUGAUAUAGAUACCUACCAGGAACACAGAUAGAUAAAUACAUAAAGGGUAAAUUAAUAUAUUAGUAAAUGCAAAAAGAUAUCCUAAGUUAUGGUUGGUUUCAGAAUGCAAUAUAUAAAAUAUUGGUGGAAAAUGAAGUUAAAAGGUAAGUUUAUGUUGGUGUAAAAACUUUUUUAAUGAUUUAUUUAUUUAUUUGAAAGAAUUACAGAGAGAGAGGGAGAGACAGAGAGCAAGCCAGCUUCCAUUCAGUGGUUCACUCCUCAAAUGGCCGCAACAGCCUGGGCUGGCCAGGCCAAAACCAGGAGCCAGGAGCUUCUUCCAGUUCUCCCACAUGGAGCCCAAGUAUUUGGGCCAUCCUCCACUGCUUUCCCAGGUGCAUUAGCAGGGAGCUGGAUCAAAAGUAGAGCAGCUGGAACUCGAACUGGCACUCAUAUGGGAUGCCAUCCCUGUAGACAGUGGCUUAACUCAUUAACUUGAUGUGCCCCAGCACUGGCCCCAAGUGCAAAAAAUUUUGAAAUGCACCCAUAAUUUUUUUUCAUAAUAUUGCACAUUCCAUGAACUUUGUGAAGGUCCCUCCUGUAAUUGGAAGUGAAAUCUGCUAUCAACAAUACUCUGGUAUUAUUGUUCAGAGCCACAUACUAGAUCUUCUAGAAGGAGGCUGGCUUCCCUGCCAGGCAUCUGUAGGACUGACGACUUUUCUCUGUUCCAUUUUACAUGAACUGACCCUGAUGUUUCCAGAUACCCCUAAGGCUCAUUCAGCCAGACUCUUCAGUGACUUUGUUGGCUGUGCACAUUUUCCGUAAGAAACAAGACGAUGUUUCUCAGGGGGUAGAUUUGGCAGGCAUAAAGCUACUACAUAACCUUGUUCUGAUUCCAUGAGGUUGGAUUCUGAAGAAAGAUAAUUCAAUGUUAUAGCUCUUGUUCUUGCGUGUAUACCUUUGUCAGCAACUUUCAGUCUUCCAAAUGUGCUUCCAAAGUCUGAACACACUGCUUGCAUGCCUAAGAAGUUCUUUGAACAAACUGCAGACAAUGGAUUUUGUACCUUUUCAGUUAACUCUCCGGAGUGUGAAUCCAGAGCAGAGGAAACACUGGGAGUUACACUGGAAUCGGCCCCCCAGUGAAGAAAGAGACUUAUUACUAAGAAUGUGUGGUGCAGAGACUUUAAGUCUGAAUAGUCUUUGAUACACUGAACAACAUUUAUGGAGUGUCUCAACUACUGAUCUCCCUUCUCCAAUUAUGGAAUUCAAUAAACAUUUUUUUUUUCUGGCAUCAAAGAUUUUGUGUUCCAGAAGGCUUGGGCAGGUGAUGUUACUUGAGAUUCUGAUUUUUUUCGCAUCUGAAAAAUGAGAUGCUGGGCCAGGUUGAGCUGUGUGAUCUUUAAAGAUCUCCUCUCUAGUGGACAUUUUCAGCCUGACCAAGGUUAUUUCAGAGCAUUUCUUUUUUGAUUUGAAGACGGCACAAGUUAUAUGUGGUUUCAGUAGUUUGUAGGGAUGCUAAGGAGAGAAAAUUCUGCUUCUAGUUAAUUCUGUUAUACCUACCUCUACGAUAGCAUUUGGGUCGAAUUCUUCCUAGGGCUUUCCAAAAUGCUUUGCAAGCCAAGAGCAGAAAGGUUUGGAGGGCCGGUAUUGUGGCGUAGCAGGUAAAGCUGUCAUCUGACGCUGGCAUCUCAUAUGUGUGCCCAUUUAAGUCCCAGCUGCUCCACUUCAAUCCAGCUCCCUGCUAAUGGCCUGGGGAAAGCAAUGGAAGAUGGCCCAAGUGUUUGGGCCCUUGCACCCAUGUGAGAGACCCACAAGAAGCUCCUGGCUCCCGAAUCUUGGCUUCGGCUUGGCGAAGCCCUGGUCACUGCGGUCAUAUGAGGAGUGAACCAGAGGAUGAAAGAUCUCUCUUCCUCUCUCUCUUUCUCUCUCUCUCUCUCUCUCCCUCUUUGUGUCUCUUUCCCUUUUUCUCUGUAACUCUUUCAAAUAACUAACUACAUAAGUAAAACGAAUGGAAAAGUUUUUGUGGAGAGAAGGAGACCAAGAAGUGUCAAAUGUAGCCAUAGAUAAUGACCCCAGGUAUUAUCUCAGCAUGAUGAAUACAAGGGUGGAACAGUGCAGCCAGAGGACCUGGGUGCUGAGGAAAAGGAGGAUGACUGUCUACUUAAAUAUCAAGAAUAAGUGAGAGCUUACAAUUUCUCGUAUCCCCGUAGUCAACUAAUCAUCGUGAUGUGGAUUCCUUAGCCACAUUAGUUGUGGUGGGAAGUGUCAUACAGUACUAAAUUUUGUUUUGUUUUGCUUUUCUGGUCUUGGAGGCUUUCAGGAAUUGCUUGGGUUCCUAAGCAUUUCAUUUGAAUUGGUGCCAUUGCUUCAUUUUCUCCUGGAAAGCAGGCAUGCAUACAGUUAGUCAUUCAUACCACAAAUCUCAUCAGGGCCAGACCUGUGCUGGGCCCUGGGGACAUAGAACAAAAAGGAACACAUUACUUGUCCUCUGAAAAGUGAUUUUGAGUAGCCUGGAGCUCCAUCGCUUAGAAAGAAGAUAGCUUUACACAUUGGAUAAAAGAAAAUAUGCAUUGUGUUUUUAAUAGAAAUUUUAGUUGGAGGCCACAUGCUGAGUGUAGAACUUGAUCACUUUUAAUGACAUUGGACCCUUGCUUACAAACCCCAUAGGGUCAUCAACAAUUCAAGGCCAUUUCACUUAAGGAAAGACCAGUUACAUGCCUUCCUUCAUCUUGGGUUUUUCCUGAAAGAUUUUUGGUAAGACACCCAAAUCUGAAAAAUAAAACUGAAAACCUGUGGUAUCAUAUGCAUAGGCUCUGCUAAUCAGUUAGAACCACUGAAUCCUAAGGUCUUGAUGUUGGGAGAGAACUUCUUGAUUAUCUGAUCCAGAUAUUCCUCAGACAGGACCCCAGGAAGGGAUUGUAAAGGCAGACGGGUUAUGUUCAGAGACGAAAACCCUGGAGAUCAUUUGUGACACAGUUUCCAACCUUGGCACUGCUGACAUUUUUUGAAUCACAUCACUCUUUCCUGUGAGGGCUGUCCUGUGCAUUGUAGAAUGGUUAACAGCCUCUCUGGCCUCUACCCUCUGGAUGCUGGUAGCACUUCUCUAACUGCGAUAUAUGCAGAUAUCUUCAGGUAUUGCCAGAUAUCCCUGGGCUGGGGGCAGGGGGAGGAAAAUUGUCCCUGGUUGAGGCCACUGGUUAAUAACACUGGGUUAGUAGAGGAACCUAACCUUCAUGUCUAAUCUUUUUUAUGUUGGAUUAGAAUCUUUUCAUUCAGAAACUGUCUUUUCAUUCAUUCAUUCACACAGCACAUAUUGGCUGAGUAUCUGUUGAGUAUACUGUGUACCCUGUCACCAGGGCUAGAUACCAAUGUGAACAAGACAGACCUGUUCUUAAAGUGCUUAGAAUUUAGUCAAGGGAUACAGACCACGGACAAACAAGUAUCAUGUCAACAACAAAGGAAACCAAGUAUGGAUGUUGUUGUGGGCAGGGUGUUCAUUUUCUUGGGAGUAGGGUUAGGAGUGGUGUUUGACAUUGAAUGGAAUUGUCAGGGAAAGCCCCUUGGAGAAUAAAGUCUUAGAGCCUAGGCAUGAAUAAUGAGGAGAUUGCCACCUGAACACUGGCAUCUAUGUUUCAUAAUAAUAAUAUAAAGUAAGGGGGUAAAUGUAAUCAGUAAAAAAACCUUUCAGAAUGUGAGAAGGAGAUCUUGUAAAACAAGUCAAUUUGUACAAAAAAGGUUGACCAUCAUGAUCUCAUCUAGCAGAUGAUCAAAGUGAUGCCUUGAAAGACUUGCUCAGGGUGAAUAUGGUAGACAGAGACAUCACACUUCCUGUCACUUUUUGGUGUUAGUGACCUAAGGACAAAUUCUUUCAUUGGCUGGAUAAAUAUUUCAAGAUAACUUUUUGUUUUGUUUUAAAGACUUAUAAUUUAUUUGAAUGACAGAGUUACCUAGAGACAGGGAAAGAGAGAGAAUCUCCCAUCCUUUGGUUCAUUCCCCAAAUGGCCACAGUGGCCCAGGCUGGGCCAGGUUGAAGCCAGGAACCAGAAGCUUCCUGUGGGUCUCUCUCAUGGGUGGCAAGAACCCAAGCACUGGGCUGUCUUCUGUUGCUUUCCCAGGCCAUUAACAGGGAGCUAGAUCGGAAGUGGAGCAGCUGGGACACAAACCAGCACCCAUAUGGGGUGCUGGCAUCACAGGCGGUGGCUUACUAUCUGAGCCACAAUGCCAGCCCCUGGUUUUGUUUUGUUUUUUAAAGGAAUGACCUAAUAAUGAAUAUGCUGCAGAAGCUUAAGUUUGUUAGGCAAAAGUGAGAUUUGUCAAGGAUUUAUGCAAUACGUGGCUUGACCAAGUACCUGAACAUAUUUUCAUGUCAUUAUAAAGCCUACCGUUGUGUUGGCAAACAAAUGUAUAAGCUCUCUGCUUCAUUUCUGGGGUACAGCAACUUUUGGGUAUAAACUUACUUGCCAAAAGUAUGAUCGGAGAUUGCAAGAGAAAAGAAAUAACUGUCUUUUUGGAAAAAAAAAUUCCAAUUCUGAGGUAUCUGCCAGUCCCAUUGUAUAAAUACAUGCUGUGUUUUUCCUACUAUAAGACUCUAUUAAUAUGGUGCGGACACUAACGCAUCUCAAUGGGCCAGUUGGCUGGUUGAAUCAGGAAGAAGGGCAGCUUUCUGACAGCUUCUGCUGUAGGUGGCGGCCAAGAAGAGGAAAACAACAUCACAGACUCCUUGGGUAGGUGCCGUCAGGGUGUUCCUGGUCCACAUAGACCCAGCUGUCGUUGGCCUUUUGAGACCACAGGUUGCUGGGGACAUUCAUCAGACAGAGCAGUCAGAACAGGAAUCCUGAUUUGGAGAGAGUUUCAUCUGACGUAAGAAAUUUGACCACAGAGUCAUUGUAUUGAGACCUGCCACUUAUAGGGAGCGACCCAGGUCAGUUCUCAUCCAAAGGAAAUGACGUGGCUGAAGUUUUUUGGGCAAAACCAUGGACACACAAGAGUCAACAAGUGUCAGGGAGCUGAGGUUGGGACUUCUGUGGACUUUUCCCCCCACAUGGAUGAAGCUCUUUUGGCCGAAUUUUCCUAUACUCGCCACAAGACAACAGCCAGAUGUCAUUUUUUUUUUCCUUGAAAUAAUACUACUGAGUGAGGUAAGUUGUUAAAAUGGUUUCUGGAUUCCUUUACUGAAACCACAGAAUCCAGACUUGGUGUGUUUGGCUGGAUCUUGAGAGCCAAGAACAGUUUUGGCCUUGAUGGUAGCUCCAAGCCCUGAGGUCAGUCAGGCCGCCGAGCUCACAAGGAAAGAACUCAGUGCGUGUUUUGGUCUUUCAUGAUGUGCAAGAUGACUUAGUGUGGCUUUUGCUUACUCUGCGUCUUAAUCAGUUCUGUAAUGAAGACCCAGCAGCAUAUCUGCAACUUCCCUUUAAUUUUACAAUUUUUAUAAUGAGAGUUCUUGUAGUGUGAAAAGUGGCUGUAGAAACCCAGCCAGCAUUCUGAAGAGUCUAUAAAGGAACACCGUGAUUUUCUGUCUCUGCUGGAUGGGUGAGGUUUGGCUCUGGAGGAGAGAAAUCAGUUAUCUCUUGUUCCUAAAUGCUAGGGCAAGAAUGACUUCAAAGUUUCCAAGGAGCUUCCUGAUGAACCCCUGACAUUUCAGAGAACUCCUCUGUACUUAUCACUUCUAAUGUAUUCAUUCGACACCAAGAAUGGUUUUCCAUUUUUUGAAAGAACAUGAUGAGGAGCUGUGAUCUAGUUUGUCAUGGUUGCCUUCUUUGGAGAUUUUUAGUGUGGGGGAAGGUGUCUGCGUUUUGUUUUGUUUCUAAGUCACAUCUCAGAAUAUUGUCAGGACACUUGGAGAGCUGGAGUUAUCUAGUGAACUGCAGGUUCCUCUUCCCACACAAUGAAGGCUGAAGCUGCUGAGAUACCACCCUGCUUCCUCCCUUUCUUUUCUUGUCCCUUCUCUCCUUUUAUCUCCUUGUUCACAUCACACGCUUCCUUUUCUAAGGACAGGAGAGCUGGCAGACUGCCUAUUGGCCUGUUGGCCUCAAUUAGCCUUAUAUCAUUGCAAAGGAAUGCAUGAAUUCUCCAGAAGGUAUGUAGUAUCUCUUUCUGUGUUAGACAUUCACUACCUGCUUUCAUAACAGGUCACUCCGCCAGAAUCAGUUCUUAUUUACAUAUCCAACAUUUUUAAGCCACUUGGAUUAUAUCCCUAGAUGCUCAUCUCAUUUUAAUGACGAUCCCAAAGGCAUCUGCUAUGAAAUAUGACUCCAACAUGUGCUGUAAUACUUGAAAACUUUAUUCAGGAGAGCAAACCUGAAUUAAGAGAGAACUUGAAGACUAGCAUCCUUAUCCAGAAGGCGACUGGGUUAUUAAUCUGCAAAUUGCCUGCUUCAGACACUGUGCUUGUGUACAAGGUUCCACAGAUGGACCAGGCCGAGCAUGCACAACAGAGGCCACUUGCAUUGGCAGCACUCGGUCUCAUGGUAUUUCCCGGCUACUAUUUAAAUCCAGUCUCAUAUUGGGGGUUACAUAUGUGACUGCAAAUUAAUCCUUUCUCUUCUGAAAAUUUGGUUUUGAAGAACAGCUGUGUCUCCCUUCUGAAUUCCUUAAUUAUUUAUCCUCCCUGAUAUGUUAAACCUUUCAUUAGUGUGGUAAAUUGCCAGGAGUACACAGAACUGCUUAGAUCAUGUAGCAAACAGUAUAAACAUUUGAUGGGACAUUUGAAGACACCACAUGGUGAGCCAGGGUCUAUAGUAGUACCAAAUGCAGUGAGAGCCGUGGAAGCGAAUUAUUGUUGGAAGGUCUUUGCUGGGUUAUUUAACUAGUUGAUUUUUUAGAAACAAUAACAUGGUUCUAGUACGUAUGUCAUUUGCACUUAUUCAGACAUGGAUUGAUUCUCCCCUAGGUCUUGUGAAAUUUGAAGCACACAUGCUCAUAUCUGAGUUCCAACGUAAUCAAGGAAAUUGAUCACUAUGUAUGUGUUUAAAAAAUUAGAUAUUCCAUAUUUGCAUUUGUAGAUCUGAUUCCAUAACUAGUGUCCCUAGAAGAGAUUUCACCUCUACUUCUCAUUUCAGGACUGUUUAGAAACAUACUUGAAAUGAUUUUUCAGUUACUAGGACUUCUACUUUGGCCAUGACCGGAGUAAAUGAUUAGUAGCGUUGUAGAACAUUCCUUGUUGCUGAGAACAGCAAGCCAACAUUCACAAGUUUGUUAAUUAGUGGUUUUUCCUUUCUAUUUCUCUUCCCAAGGUCUUGGGUCUUACAAUUAGAAAUAUUGACCUCCCAUUACAAGCCACAACUUGUUGACCUCAUUCUAUCAACGAUUUCUGAUCUGUAAAUACAUUUUUUAAGAGUGAUCUUAAGGUUCUUGGUUUCCUCUUUUUUUUUGGAGCUGAGCUAUUCUGAAGUUCAUGCAUUGCAUUACCUGUCCUUGGAUAAUUAGUUUCUACAUUCAAAGGAAAGGAAAGUAAGAAAAGCACAAACAACAGGUGCUCACUCAAGCCUUUUAUUAGAAUUGUGAUUGAGGAGGAUUGGGGAGUUCAGUGUCUUAUAAACGAAAGUAGGUUUCUGGAGUGGACAGAGGAAAAGCACCUUAUGGUGUUUCUGGUUCAAUUUCUCAGAGGCUUUGAAGGUUAUAAUUAGUUGCUACUGAAUCACAUGGCUGUGGUGCUUCACAGCUUUAUUUCUGGUCCGCAGCCCUUCAGUCAGGGAACAGGUUAGAUGCAGGCAAGGCCUCUGCAUUUUGCUCUGGUUGCUUCCUGGAGACAGUUGGGGUUUUGACUUGGGGACCACAUUUAUGCUCCUGGGCCACUGAGCUUUUAAAGAGCAGUGUUUGCCAAGCUGACCUGGACAAGAGUUGAUGGUGGCGGCCUUGUGAGAAUGCCAUGAAGCGUCCAGGACGCCUCCCCUCUCCAAUUACAUCUGAGCAGUGAGUUGGAAGGACGUGCACGACGAAGCUGUGGUUUCUCUCCCCGCUCCUUCAGAGGAGAAAAACCUGAGGCUUAAUGAUGGAUCCCUGGGAUUCUGAGCACAGCCAGCGGGUGGGCGGGAGGCCUAAAUGAAAGUCAGUCUUCCUGAGAUGGAGAAAGAGCAGGCUGUGGCCCUAAUUUCCUUUUCCUCUUUCUCGUGUCUCUGAGUAUGUUCCAAACCGUGAACAUCAUCUCUGGAUGGUUUUUAAACUUGUGUUCAUGAGUUUGUCAAGCAUGGACAAUUAGAUUUUGGGUUUCCCAUCAGAACUCCAGAGUUUGAAGUUCUCAAGCUAUGAAUGUCAACUGAAGAAACCCAGAACUAAGAGUUCCUAAUGUGAGAGGCUAGAUCCAGGCCAUGGAGGUGCUUCAGUGUGAUGGCUGUGAUUUCAGAGCCCCGUCCUAUGAAGAUCUCAAGGCACACAUCCAGGAUGUCCACACCGCCUUUCUGCAGCCGACGGAUGUUGCCGAGGACAAUGCGAACGAGCCCCGGUCUGGAUCCAUGAAUGCCAGCAACCAGACAGAGGUGGAGUUUUCUUCUAUAAAGGAUGAGUUUGCGAUUGCAGAGGAUUUAUCAGGUCAAAAUGCAACUGCACUGGGGACCGGAAGUUACUAUGGCCACAGUCCAGGAUAUUACGGUCAGCAUAUUGCCCCUAAUCCCAAACCAACAAACAAGUUUUUUCAAUGCAAGUUCUGCGUACGCUACUUCAGGUCCAAAAACCUCCUCAUAGAACACACUAGGAAGGUCCAUGGAGCUCAAGCUGAAGGGAGUUCGGCAGGACCACCUGUCCCGGGAUCCUUAAAUUAUAAUAUCAUGAUGCAUGAGGGAUUUGGAAAGGUCUUCUCUUGCCAGUUUUGCACAUACAAGUCACCAAGGAGGGCGAGAAUAAUUAAGCAUCAGAAGAUGUAUCACAAAAACAAUUUGAAGGAGACCACAGCUCCCCCACCCGCUCCUGCUCCAAUGCCAGACCCUGUGGUGCCUCCCGUGUCCCUGCAGGACCCCUGCAAGGAACUUCCAGCAGAGGUUGUAGAGCGCAGCAUCUUAGAAUCCAUGGUCAAACCUUUGACCAAGUCCCGAGGCAACUUCUGCUGCGAGUGGUGCAGCUACCAGACCCCGCGCCGAGAACGCUGGUGUGACCACAUGAUGAAGAAACAUCGCAGUAUGGUCAAGAUCCUUUCCAGCCUCAGACAGCAGCAAGAAGGGACUAAUCUACCCGAUGUGCAGAACAAGAAUGCCCCCAGCCCCACUUCCAACUCCUCCUAUCUGUCCAUGAAUGCUGCCAGCCGGGAGAUCCCCAACACGAAUGUCUCCAGCUAUAGGGGCUCCAUGGGCAACUCCAUCAUGAGACCCAAUUCUUCUUCAGCUUCCAAGUUUUCGCCCAUGUCUUACCCUCAGGUGAAGCCGAAGUCACCUCACAAUUCUGGCUUAGUGAACCUGACCGAGAGAUCCCGUUACGGAAUGACGGACAUGACCAAUUCUUCUGCUGACCUGGAAACAAACAGCAUGCUCAAUGACUCCAGUUCCGACGAGGAACUAAAUGAAAUAGACAGUGAGAAUGGUUUAAAUGCUAUGGAUCACCAGGCUUCAGGCAUGUCUGCAGAGCAGCUGAUGGGCUCAGAUGGCAACAAAUUAUUGGAGACCAAGGGGAUUCCGUUUAGAAGAUUCAUGAACAGGUUCCAGUGCCCCUUUUGUCCUUUCCUGACCAUGCAUCGACGUAGCAUUUCCCGUCACAUAGAAAACAUCCACUUAUCUGGAAAGACAGCGGUCUACAAAUGUGACGAAUGUCCGUUUACUUGCAAGAGCUCACUGAAACUUGGGGCUCACAAACAGUGUCACACGGGUACCACGUCCGAUUGGGAUGCCGUGAAUUCCCAGAGUGAAAGCAUUUCUUCCUCUCUGAAUGAAGGCGUCGUAUCUUACGAGAGCGCGAGCAUCAAUGGUAGAAAGUCAGGUGUCCUGUUGGAUCCCUUGCAGCAGCAGCAGCCACCGCCGCCGCCGCCGCCACCACCGCCACCGCCGCCAUCACAGCCACAGCCGCUGCAGCAGCCGCAGCCACCACAGCUGCAGCCACCACAUCAGGUGCCACCCCCGCCCCAGCCCCAGCCACCACCAACACAGCAGCCACAGCCACCCACGCAAGCCCCACCCCUGCACCCUUACAAAUGCACCAUGUGUAAUUACUCCACCACGACUCUGAAGGGGCUGAGAGUCCAUCAGCAGCACAAACAUUCGUUCUGCGACAACUUGCCAAAAUUCGAGGGCCAGCCCUCAAGCUUACCAUUGGAAAAUGAGACAGACAGCCACCCCUCUUCCAGCAACACUGUGAAGAAAAGUCAGACCUCAAUUCUUGGGUUGUCCUCCAAGAACAAUUUUGUAGCUAAGUCCUCUAGGAAGCUCGCUAAUGACUUUCCUCUCGAUUUAUCGCCCGUGAAGAAGAGAACCAGGAUUGACGAGAUAGCAAGCAACCUGCAGAGCAAAAUUAACCAAACCAAACAGCAGGAAGAUGCGGUGAUCAAUGUCGAGGAUGACGAGGAGGAAGAGGAAGACAAUGAAGUGGAGAUAGAGGUUGAGUUGGACAGGGAGGAAGAACCCACAGAACCCAUCCUGGAGGUUCCCACUUCCUUUUCGGCCCAACAGAUCUGGGCAAGAGAUGCCAGCGAACCCCAGAAGGAGCCCAACUUCAGAAACGUCACCCAUGAUUACAACGCCACCAAUGGGGCUGAAAUCGAGCUCACCCUCUCUGAAGAUGAAGAGGAUUAUUACGGCUCCUCAACAAACAUGAAGGAUCACCAGGUUUCCAACACCGCUCUGCUGAAUACCCAAACUCCUAUCUAUGGAACUGAGCACAAUAAUGAAAACACAGACUUCAGUGACUCCGGAAGGCUUUAUUAUUGCAAACACUGUGACUUCAACAACAAAUCUGCCCGAAGUGUUAGCACCCACUACCAACGAAUGCACCCGUACAUUAAGUUCAGCUUUAGGUACAUCUUGGACCCCAACGACCACAGUGCAGUGUACAGGUGCCUGGAAUGCUACAUCGAUUACACCAACUUCGAAGACCUCCAGCAGCACUACGGGGAGCACCACCCAGAAGCCAUGAAUGUACUCAACUUUGACCAUUCGGACCUGAUCUACCGCUGUCGGUUCUGUUCGUACACGAGCCCGAAUGUCAGAAGCCUGAUGCCACAUUACCAAAGAAUGCAUCCCACGGUGAAGAUCAACAACGCGAUGAUAUUUUCAAGCUACGUCGUGGAGCAGCAGGAAGGGCUGAACACCGAAUCCCAGACCCUGAGGGAGAUUCUGAAUUCGGCUCCCAAGAACUUGGCGACGUCCACUCCCGUGGCUCGUGGUGGUGGCAUGCCGGCUACGUUUAAUAAGAACACUCCGUCAAAGACCUUUACUUCAGAAUGUGAAAAUCAGAAGGACCCCUCGGUCAACACCGUUGUCGUUUACGACUGUGACGUGUGCUCAUUCGCGAGCCCCAACAUGCAUUCUGUCUUGGUUCAUUAUCAGAAGAAACACCCUGAAGAAAAGGCUUCCUACUUUAGGAUCCAGAAAACCAUGCGAAUGGUGUCUGUGGACAGGGGCUCCGCCCUUUCUCAGUUGUCAUUUGAGGUGGGUGCUCCAAUGUCUCCCAAAAUGUCCAACAUGGGUUCCCCACCCCCCCCACAACCCCCGCCACCAGACCUCAGUACUGAGCUUUACUACUGCAAACACUGCUCCUACAGCAAUCGGUCAGUUGUGGGAGUGCUUGUCCACUACCAGAAAAGACACCCAGAAAUAAAGGUCACUGCCAAAUAUAUCAGACAGGCUCCUCCCACAGCUGCAAUGAUGAGAGGGGCCGAAGGGCCCCAAGGCUCCCCUCGGCCACCCGCCCCCAUGCAACAGCUGAGCCGAAGCAGCUCGGAGAGAGACGGCCCUCCUGUGGAGAAUGAGAUGUUCUUUUGCCAGCACUGUGAUUACGGGAACCGGACGGUCAAAGGUGUACUCAUUCACUACCAGAAGAAGCACCGCGACUUCAAGGCCAAUGCCGACGUGAUCCGGCAGCACACGGCCACCAUCCGAAGCCUCUGCGACCGGAACCAGAAGAAGCCUGCCAGUUGUGUGCUUGUCCCCACCUCCGGUGCGGAGCGGGACAAAACCAAACUGCGGGCGCUCAAAUGUAGGCAGUGUUCCUAUACCUCUCCCUACUUCUAUGCACUAAGGAAGCAUAUCAAGAAAGACCACCCUGCCCUGAAGGCCACGGUCACGUCCAUCAUGCGAUGGGCGUUUCUAGAUGGCUUGAUAGAAGCUGGCUACCACUGUGAGUGGUGCAUCUAUUCCCAUACAGAGCCCAAUGGUUUGCUCCUGCAUUACCAAAGGAGGCAUCCAGAGCAUUACGUUGAUUAUACUUACAUGGCCACCAAACUCUGGGCUGGGCCAGACCCCUCCCCUCCCUCCCUCACAAUGCCAGCUGAAGCCAAAACAUACCGGUGCAGGGACUGUGUCUUUGAAGCCGUCUCCAUCUGGGACAUCACCAAUCACUACCAAGCAUUCCACCCCUGGGCCAUGAAUGGUGAUGAGUCGGUGCUCCUGGAUAUUAUCAAGGAGAAAGAUGGUGUUGAGAAGCCCAUCCUCCCCACUGAAGAGUUGGCAGGCCCUGUGAAUUGUGAGAAUAGCAUGCCCAUCCCCCUCCCCGAGCAGGAAGCUGAAUGCCCAGAGGAUGCGAGACUUUCCCCAGAGAAAAGCAUGCAUCUGGCUUCAGCCAACCCCGCCAUCUCCUCCACCCCGUACCAGUGCACCGUCUGCCAGUCUGAGUACAACAACCUGCACGGCCUUCUCACCCAUUACGGGAAGAAGCACCCGGGCAUGAAGGUGAAGGCUGCUGACUUUGCCCAGGACAUCGACAUCAACCCAGGUGCCGUGUACAAAUGCAGGCAUUGCCCAUACAUCAACACCCGCAUCCAUGGCGUCCUGACCCACUACCAGAAGCGACAUCCGGCCAUCAAGGUGACCGCCGAGGACUUUGUGCACGACGUGGAGCAGUCUGCCGACAUAACCCAGAACGACGUGGAGGAGACCAGCAGGAUUUUCAAGCAAGGGUAUGGCGCCUACCGGUGCAAACUGUGUCCGUACACGCAUGGCACUCUGGAGAAGCUCAAAAUCCACUACGAGAAGUACCACAAUCAGCCCGAAUUUGAUGUCUUUUCCCCGUCGCCCCCGAAGCUGCCAGUCUCCCUGGAGCCCGAGAUAACCACUGAAGUGAGCCCCUCCCAAGUCUCCAUCGCCGAGGAGGAGGUGGGAGAGGAGGCCGUGUCCACUUCUCACUUCUCUACCUCGCACCUGGUCUCCCACACUGUGUUCCGGUGCCAGCUCUGCAAGUACUUCUGCUCCACAAGGAAGGGCAUCGCCAGGCACUACCGGAUCAAGCACAACAACGUGCGAGCCCAGCCCGAAGGCAAGAACAACCUGUUCAAGUGUGCCCUGUGUGCCUACACCAACCCCAUCCGCAAAGGGCUGGCGGCCCACUACCAGAAGCGCCACGACAUCGACGCCUACUACACGCACUGCCUGGCGGCUUCCAGGACCAUCAGCGACAAGCCCAACAAGGUGAUCAUCCCGUCGCCGCCCAAGGACGACUCCCCGCAGCUGAGCGAGGAGCUCCGGCGGGCGGUGGAGAAGAAGAAGUGCUCCCUGUGCGCCUUCCAGUCGUUCAGCAAGAAGGGCAUCGUGUCCCACUACAUGAAGCGCCACCCGGGCGUGUUCCCCAAGAAGCAGCACGCCAGCAAGUUGGGGGGCUACUUCACGGCCGUCUACGCGGACGAGCACGAGAAGCCCCCGCUGCUGGAAGAAGAGGAGAGAGGCAGCUUUGAGAAAGCCGAGGUGGAGGGCGAAGCGCAGGAGAUGGAGUGGCUCCCGUUCCGCUGCAUCAAAUGCUUCAAGCUGUCUUUCAGCACGGCGGAGCUACUGUGCAUGCACUACACUGACCACCACAGCCGGGACCUCAAGAGGGACUUCGUCAUUCUGAGCAACGGCCCCCGCCUGCAGAACUCCGCCUACCAGUGUAAGCACUGUGAUAGCAAAUUGCAAAGCACAGCCGAGCUGACCUCACACUUGAACAUUCACAAUGAGGAAUUCCAGAAGCGUGCCAAACGUCAGGAGAGGAGGAAACAGCUUUUGAGCAAGCAGAAAUAUGCAGAUGGUGCUUUUGCAGAUUUCAAACAAGAGAGGCCUUUUGGUCACUUAGAAGAGGUGCCAAAGAUCAAGGAGAGGAAAGUGGUGGGCUACAAGUGUAAAUUCUGUGUGGAAGUGCACCCAACGCUCCGAGCCAUCUGCAAUCACCUGCGGAAGCACGUCCAGUACGGCAGCGUCCCAGCCAUGUCCGCCGCUGUGAAGCAGGAGGCUGAAGACCCUUCCCACCUGUUCCUGGAUGGAUUGGAAGCAGCCAAAGAUGCCAGUGGCGCCCUGGUGGGCCGGGUGGAUGGUGAACACUGCUUGCUUGAUGGAAUGUUGGAGGAUGAAACCCGGCCGGGGGGAUACCAUUGCAGUCAAUGUGACAGAGUCCUGAUGUCCAUGCAGGGGCUGCGUUCUCAUGAGAGGAGCCACCUGGCCCUGGCCAUGUUUACCCGCGAGGACAAGUACAGCUGCCAGUAUUGCUCCUUUGUUUCUGCUUUCAGGCACAAUUUGGAUCGCCAUAUGCAAACCCACCAUGGACACCAUAAACCAUUCCGAUGCAAACUCUGCUCCUUCAAGUCCUCGUACAAUAGCCGGCUGAAAACACAUAUACUCAAAGCUCAUGCCGGUGAACACGCCUACAAGUGUUCUUGGUGCUCAUUCUCCACCAUGACAAUCAGCCAGUUGAAGGAACACUCCCUCAAAGUCCACGGAAAAGCCUUGACCCUCCCUAGGCCACGGAUUGUCAGUCUCCUCUCCUCACACGCCCACCACUCCUCCCAGAAAGCUGCCCCCAGUGAAGAAGUGGAAGACUCCAAUGACUCGUCGUACUCGGAGCCCCCAGACGUUCAGCAACAGUUGAACCACUACCAGUCAGCUGCCCUGGCAAGGAACAACAGCCGCGUCAGCCCCGUGCCUCUUCCUGGGGCUGCAGCUGGAACUGAGCAGAAAACCGAAGCCGUUCUUCACUGCGAAUUCUGUGAAUUCUCCUCUGGCUACAUCCAGAGCAUCAGGCGCCAUUACCGGGACAAGCAUGGAGGGAAGAAGCUUUUCAAGUGCAAAGACUGCUCCUUUUACACAGGCUUUAAAUCUGCUUUUACUAUGCACGUGGAAGCUGGGCAUUCAGCGGUUCCUGAGGAGGGCCCCAAAGACCUUCGCUGUCCUCUCUGCCUCUACCACACCAAAUACAAACGCAACAUGAUCGACCACAUCGUGCUGCACCGAGAAGAGCGAGUUGUCCCCAUUGAAGUGUGCCGUUCCAAACUGUCAAAAUACUUGCAGGGAGUCGUUUUCCGCUGUGAUAAAUGUACCUUCACCUGCUCCAGUGACGAGAGCCUCCAGCAACACAUAGAAAAGCACAAUGAACUGAAACCGUACAAAUGCCAGCUCUGCUACUAUGAGACCAAGCACACGGAGGAACUGGACACCCACCUUCGGGAUGAGCAUAAGGUAAGCCGUAACUUUGAGCUGGUUGGACGGGUUAACUUGGAUCAGCUGGAACAGAUGAAAGAGAAGAUGGAGACCUCUAGCAGCGACGAGGAGGACAAGGAAGAGGAGAUGAACAGCAAGCCCGAUGACGCAGAGCUCAUGAGGUUUUCUGACCAUGGGGCUGCUGUGAGCACGGAGAAGCGUUUUCCAUGUGAAUUUUGUGGACGGGCGUUUUCCCAGGGCUCUGAGUGGGAGAGACACGUGCUGAGACACGGCAUGGCAUUGAAUGACACCAAGCAGGUGAGCAGGGAAGACAGCCAUCCCAAAGAGGCCCUGGAGGACAGUAUUAAGAUGCCCUCUGUGGAGGAAAAGGAAGUUGGCGAGGCGAUGGGGAUAGACUUUUCCCUAAAGAAUGAAACAGUAGCCAUCUGUGUCGUAGCUGCCGACAAAUCUCUCCUGGAGAAUGCAGAGGCCAAAAAAGAAUAAGCAUUUGGUGAAAUUCCUAAUCAACCCUUACUUGAACCGUGAUGAGAAAGUGGGAGGGCCAGCUUGGGCUGAGAAGGGAGGGACAGACAAGAGAAGACAGAACAAAGCUGCUUUUUAGGACUGAACAAUCUAUUUUCAAAGCACUGGUACCUGUGUGAGUGAGUCUGUAAAUUAAAGUUAUUUAAAUGGUUGGAAUAUGUGGUUCCUUUUCCAUCACUACAUUCUUUGUUCCGGAUCUUCAUCAUGGAAGUUUCCUUUGUUGUGGAACGUGGAGGCACCUCGCGUGGGCACGGUGCGUUCUGUGGCGGUCUUGGACGGUAACUGGAGACAAGAAGCUCCGGGACAGAAGACUUCUCGUAGGGGAACAACUUCCUGACGCACAACUUUGAGUGCGUUUUUCUAGUUUUAAUACCUUAAGCUUUUUCAAGACCUAACUGCAGCCGCUUUGGGAAGAAAAAACAAAAACAAAAACAGAACACAAAAAAAAAAAAAAACUGCUUUGCAUAAAACAGUCACCUGUUUCCUAGUACCUCAAACUUAACCAAGGGAAUUCUCUGCAUUUGUCAGUACUACCUGCCGUCCUUGUGGCUAAAUGUAGAGAGAACUGCUGGGCAAGAUGGUGAAUGGAGAAAAAAAAAAAGAGUUUUAAAGAAAGGAACACAAAUUGUGCUUAAAAUCCCCAUGUGGGUUUUAUUUCUUAAAAUACUGUGAUUUUUUUAAUUAUUUUAGUAAAAAACAAAACAAAAAAAAGAAACAGACUUUAAUUAUUAGAUACCUGUUUGUGAAUUGUCAUCCUUUAUUCCAGGUAAGCUGUUUAUUAGUGUUCAACUAUAAUUUAGAAUUUGGUAGAUUCAUGUGAGCUAAUUUUAAGGUGAUUGUGGAGUUUUGUUUGCCACAUGUUUAUUUUCUAUCAAUCUGAGUGUUACAAACACAGCACAAUUCAGUUUUUCAUACGAAUUGGUUUUUGUGUGUGUGUUGUUACUGUUUUAAUUUGGGGCAAGGGAGAGUUAGUUUUCUGUGAAUAGGAAUGUUUUUAUUUUAAACAUGGAAAUAACAAAGAGGUUAACUUUCUUUUUCUUUUUAUUUAACUAAAGAACCAAACUUUCGGCACAGCUAUGCAGCUCGCGGGCCAGUGAGGAGGCCCUCUUCACCCUUUGUUGCUCGUCACACUAACAUAUUAUCCGUCUCACACAGUAAUUUCUGUUAGGAUGGGCUGGCUUUUGUGUGUGGUUUUCAAAUCUGUGUUUUUGUUUGCAUUGUGUUUUGCGGGGAUUUCUUGUUUAUUUUGGAGGACAAGGGGGUGUGCUAGAAUCCCAUCCCUUUGGUGAGAAUGGACAAGAAAUAAUGUGUAUCCUACAGGAACCUGGAGAACUACUUUUUUCUUCUUUUUCUUUUUCUUUUCUUUUUUUCAAACUAGCUGCCAGCUGCUCUAUUUCCCCAUAUUAGCUUUUUCAGGAUGGAGCAGCUUAGACUAAAUCUAAGUCUACAUCUAUCAUAUGUUCUGAUUGUGAACAAAGGGUUUUGUUCCAAAAAGUAGAAAAGAAUUUUUUUGCAGCCUAGGUUUUAGAAGCCUGUGUGUGUAUGUGUGUGUGUGUGUGUGGUGUGUGUGUAUGCUUGGAUACAUGUGUGUUAUGCAGGGUGUGUGUGUGUGUGUGUGCGUGUGUGAGUCAUUUGGUUUUCAUGUUUUGGUUUUUUUUUUUUACUUGGAAGGGUUGGGGGAGGGGGGUGGGAAGAAAGGGAAGGGAAAUUGCUGAGAUGACAGUGUCCCACACAGCUUCAAAUAAAAUCCAUGGAGAGACGUUGCAUUUGUGGAAUAAGUGCUUACUUGAAAAGCAUGUUCUUCUUUUAUUUUCUUGCUGUUAAGAACUUUUGUUUGUAGGACGUUUGUUUUAAUUUAAUUUUUGGGGGGGAUGGGGGCCAUGAUGUGGAAACCUUAAAAUGUGGAAAGUGUGAAUUAUCUAGACAAAGAUUCAUUUUGUGUCCAUAUUUGUUUUAAUUGGCCUCAUUUCAAAUGUAUUAAACAGUUCCAUACCUGGAUUGGGUGUUUGUAAUGGUUACCAAAAAACAAACAAACAAACAAACAAAAAAAAACAAAAAAGGAAAGAAAAAGGAAAAAAAAGAAAAUAAUUGUGACAUGCUUUUAUCACUACUUUAUUUUUCAAAUAACAUGUAAAUAUUGUAAUCCAUUGGAUUUUGUUUUGCUAACCUGUUAAUAAAAAUAUGGGACCAUUAUCCUUUUAACAAGGCUAGAAUGUCAUUUUUUUUUCUUUUUCAAACAUAUACCUGAUAUUUUGUGGCCGCACAUUUUGGAUGCAUUAUUAUAAUUCUGUUGACUGUAAUGACAUAGAAUUUACAACAUUUUUUGUUGUUGUUUAAUUUAUACAGAGGACAUUUUUUUCAGAGCUUGAGAGAAGAAAAUAAAUAGCAAAAUGAUAACCUAUUGACUCCAAUAAUCAGUGUUUCCCGAGACUUCACAAAAGAUAGGGAGAUCCUGAAUCCUUGAAGCCAAGGGUUGAAAAACAAAUAAAAAACAAAACAAACAAAGAAAAAACACAAGUAGGUUAUUCAAGUUGUUUGCAACAUACAUUUUGUAAUGAAAUGUGAGAAAUUAAUAAAGAAUUUUUUUCACAUGUGUC